AUGAAUUUAGCGAUACGGUUGAGAAGCAGUUCACCUUGUCCGCACUCGCAGAGUUUGAGAACAUUUGGCAGAAUGGCGGGCGGAGGGGAGGAGCACGCCGCGCACUCAUCCGCGCAGGAUGAUGCGAAAGAUUCCGAAUCAGACGGCGAUGCAGCUGAAGAUAUUUUGGAAGAGUCUCCUUGCAAACGAUGGUCGAAACGUCGUGAGCAAGUGAAGCAGCGAGAUGUCCCUGGUAUUGAUGUCGCAUAUCUGGCGAUGGACAAUGAGACGGGUGAGUCUUGUAAUGGACGUAGUUCGGAAAAGUAUCAUCACAGGGAUGCUAUGUGUGGGUAA
Messenger RNA from Cooperia oncophora, 333 nucleotides. The record is from the annotation of a GenBank genome assembly. Lineage: Eukaryota; Metazoa; Nematoda; Chromadorea; Rhabditida; Trichostrongylidae.